This is a messenger RNA of Folsomia candida, 2462 nucleotides long. RefSeq names its product myelin expression factor 2. The coding region runs from base 231 to 2015 and encodes 594 amino acids. The record is from RefSeq and is a predicted model, not a curated record. Gene Ontology annotation, molecular function: mRNA binding. The transcript has 13 exons. Lineage: Eukaryota; Metazoa; Arthropoda; Collembola; Entomobryomorpha; Isotomidae. Gene Ontology annotation, cellular component: cytoplasm; nucleus.
GCUGUUUUGACUCAGGUGGCAGCAACAAACAGUCGGCUCUCUUCCCGUUCAACCGAGAUUCUGACUCCCUUCCUGCCUAUUCUCACUAACUAAACUAAAGUAGCAAUUACUUCACACGGUUCACAGUUAUCUAAAGGAAAUUAAGAGGAAGUCUGUUUGAGUGCAUAACAAAUUUAUAGAUAUCAAUAUUUUUUCGUGAGAGGACCGACGGACCUUGCACCUUGAUUCUUAUGAUGGAAAGACGAUCUCGAGAGGUGAAGAGGGAACGUGUGAGUGCGGAGAGAUCGCGGUCGCGGUCUUCUCGAGGUCGUGACCGGUCAGGCGACCGCCCGGCUGGAGCUAGAUUAGCGGACAAGCGGGUUUAUAUUUCCAACAUUCCCUACGACUCGAGGUGGCAGGACAUUAAAGACUUGUUUCGAAAAGAGGUUGGCGAAGUCGCGUUUGUGGAAUUGUUUAGUGACGAAACAGACAAGCCACGGGGAUGUGGAAUCAUUGAAUUUGAAAAUCCACCCUCGGCCAAAAAAGCUAUCGAUAAGAUGCACCGAUUUGAACUAGGUGGAAGAAAAAUUGUUGUAAAAGAAGAUUACGAUGUUGAGAGGGACAAGUCUGGACGUAUUGUUACAGGAACACAACAACAAGGUGGUAAACGGGAUGAGAAUCGAGCUGGCGGCGGAGGAGGAAGGGAGCGUUCCAGGGAACGUGACCGUGGUGGUGAGCGAGGUGAAUGGGAUCGUUCGAAUGCUCUAGCCAACCAGGCUGGUGGUGGCAACUGGAAAUAUGGCAAUACUUAUGGACUGAGUGGGCAGUUUUUGGAAUCCUUAGGAAUUGAGGGACCACUAAUUUCUCGGGUGUUCGUCAGCAAUUUGGAUUUUCGAGUCGAUGAGAAAAAACUCAAAGAAGUCUUCCGUUUGGCUGGAAGAGUUUUAGAUGUUGAGUUGAAUAAGGACAAGGAUGGUAAAAGUCGUGGUCAUUGCGUCAUCGAGUUUGAACAUCCCGUGGAAGCUGUACAAGCUAUCUCUAUGUUGAAUAAUCAGCAACUGUAUGAGCGACGGAUCCAUGUAAAAAUGGACAGACUUGCAGACCCGCUUUCCGAUUUGGCCAAGAAUAAGUUACCAGAAGGACUAAAAGGCAUUGGAAUGGGACUGGGAAUGAAUGGUCAACCUUUGGUGGAUGUUGCAAUAAGCGUGGCAAAAAAUGCAGUCAGCAGUACUUCAGGAGUUGGUAACAAUGGAACACUCGGAGUAGCCACCAACUUAUCCACCCCAAUUGUAGCAGCUAUGAAUAUGAAUCCUACGAUGGGAAGCCUGGCCUCAUUAAUGGCAAAUCAGACAUCCAUGGAUAUGUCGAACAACGCUGCUGCCGCCGCCGCUUUAUCGAAUGCCUUUGGAGUUGCUGCUGGAAUUGGGCCAAUGGGGGCUAUGAAUGCCGUACAGAACCAAUUUGCUAAUGCUAGCAAUGCAGGAAACAUUGCAGCUGCACUACAAAAUUCUGGUGUAGGGAUGGGAAGCAUUCAAAGUUCUCAAGGUGGCACAAUGGGUAUGAUGGGAGGUGGAGCAAGUGGCAUGUCUGGGGCUAAUAUUGGGACCGCAGCUGGGUCACAAGCUCAACCUUCACCAUUUCAAACGAAUCAAGGUGGCGUACAAAAUGCUAAUCCUGGUUACGAAUAUGGCUACCCGACUUCCGUCUAUUCGACCCCUAGUACGAAUUAUAAUACUGCUUACCAACGAGAAAAACAACAGUUUAACAAUGGAACUUCAGGAAGUGCUGGGGGUGGUGGAGGUGGAAAUAGCGGCACUCCGUCUAAUACUGUAAUAGUUGCAAACUUGCCUCCAUCCUGUACUUGGCAAAUGCUGAAAACUAAAUUCAGGGAAUGCGGAGAAGUUGUUUUUGCUGAAAUGCGUGAUAAAAACACUGGAAUCGUACGAUUCGCACAAGAACGAGAUGCUGAGCGAGCCGUCAAAGUUUUUGAUCAAUCUCGUGUGGACGGUCGUAUUGUGGAAGUUCGAUUCCUGUAGAGUGUGAAAAGGAUUCCAAGGGUAUGAUGUUCUUCCUCACACCUUCGUCGGCGGCGGUCCGUUCCUUACAUCUCUAAAUUUUUUGUGUAACAUUUAUCAGAUUCCUCCUCCAACGUAAUUCUACUACUUCAAAUUAGAGUUUUUUUUUAUAUUUAAUUUGUAAAUAUUUAAAUUGAUACGUUUAAACGUAUUCACUUGAUUGCUCUAUAUGCAGGAAAGGUUUAGCUUAUAGUUUAGCUUGUACUGUAGGGGCUGAACAAGGGAUUUAUAGGCUUGUUAAAAACACUUAUUACACGUCACACGUUCGUUAUGUCUCUAGUACUUUUGAUAAUUCGUAAAUUAAUGGAUAUUAUGUUUUUAAAUCUGAAGUUGUUUCUACAAUUCUUGUUGAGAUGGUUGAUUCAUUUUGGUUUUACAAUAAAGAUUAAAUGCUCAUAGCUCUAAACA